Molecule: messenger RNA, 1782 nt
Organism: Callorhinchus milii (elephant shark)
Lineage: Eukaryota; Metazoa; Chordata; Chondrichthyes; Chimaeriformes; Callorhinchidae
Gene: dusp1
Product: dual specificity phosphatase 1
Exons: 4
Coding region: 208-1299 (363 amino acids)
Biological process (GO): protein dephosphorylation; negative regulation of p38MAPK cascade; endoderm formation
Cellular component (GO): cytoplasm; nucleus
Molecular function (GO): protein tyrosine/threonine phosphatase activity; MAP kinase tyrosine/serine/threonine phosphatase activity
Source: RefSeq, a predicted model, not a curated record
GGGCCGAACGGAGCGGAGCGGCUUCAGAACAGAGCCCCGAGAGAAGCUUUUACUACAACCUCCACAACAACAACAACAACAACCACCACCACCACCAGCAGCAGCGCCGCCACUGCACGGGGUGUGGGCAGAGAAAGCUAAACAUCACAACACCGAGAGGAGAAGCUUCACAACCGACCGACCCGACCCGACCCCCCCCCAGUAACUAUGGUGAUGAUGGCCGUCUCGGCUGUGGACAGUGUGAGUCUGGCCCACCUCCUGACCGAGGACCCCUCCCGGUGUCUGCUGCUCGACUGCCGCUCCUUCUUCGCCUUCAGCGCCUCUCACGUCUCGGGGGCGCUCAACGUGCGCUUCUGCAGCAUCGUCCGGCGCCGCGCCAAAGGGGCGAUGGGGCUGGAGCACGUCGUGCCCCACGAGGAGAGCCGCUCCCGCCUGCUGGCCAGUCACUACACCCUGGUGGUCGUCUACGACGAGCGGACUGUGGAGUUUGAGUCGCUGAAGAAGGACAGCACCGCGCUGUUAGCGGCCAACGCGCUGUGCAGAGAGCAGUAUGGAGCCACGAUCGCUUACCUCCGAGGGGGAUAUGACACUUUCUCAGCGGAAUGCCCGGAAUUUUGUACCGAAUCCCUACCGCCCUCCGGACUGUCCCUGUCCCUGAGCGCUGACAGUGCGCACUCAGCUCCGGUCUCCUGUGGCACUCCACUGUAUGAUCAGGGUGGUCCGGUCGAGAUCCUGCCUUUCCUGUACCUGGGCAGCGCUUUCCACGCUUCCCGCAGGGACAUGCUGGACGCUCUGGGCAUCACGGCUCUCAUCAACGUGUCGGCCACAUGCCCCAACCACUUUGAGGGACAUUACCUGUACAAGUGCAUCCCCGUGGAGGACAGUCACAAGGCGGACAUCAGCUGCUGGUUCAAGGAGGCCAUUCACUUUGUCGACUCGGUGAAGAACGCUGGGGGCAGAGUGUUUGUACAUUGCCAGGCUGGUAUCUCCCGCUCAGCCACCAUCUGCCUGGCCUACCUCAUGAGCUCCAACCGCGUAAGGCUGGACGAGGCGUUCGAGUUCGUUAAGCAGCGUAGGAGCGUCAUCUCCCCCAACUUCAGCUUCAUGGGGCAGCUCCUGCAGUUCGAGGCCCAGGUGUUAACCCCUUCCUGCUCGGCCGAGGCUGCCAGCCCUCUGAAGAAACCAUCCGGAGCCUCCUCAACCCAGUUUGUCUUUAACUUCCCCGUCUCCAUGCCCGUCUGCUCAGCCGCCAACUCGCUGGGGUUCCUUCAGCCCAUCACAGCCUCUCCCACCUACUGAGGCUUGUCACCCCCAAACACAGCCUCCCUCCCAUUUACAGGGGGCUGUUACACUGAACGCACAGCCUCCCACCUACUGAGGGCUGUCGCUCUGAGCACAAACCUGAGCCCGAAUACUAUCAGGUGGACUUUGAUGUCUAUACUUUUAUUUCAAUGUAAAGAGUUUAUAGUUGUUGCUUGUUUCUGAAUGGACCAGAAUUUUUGUUUUAUUUCCCUACAAAAACUGCAAUACCUCAGUCCUAUGUUUUUGCACUGUCAGAAUCACAAAACUGUCUGGGGAAAGCCGGUGUUUUAGCACUUUUUAUACUGAACUUUUAUAAACCUGCUGGAGUUGGUCAUCUUUUUGAGAUUGACAGCAAUUUAUGCAGAUUCCCAUUUUGAUAAUUUAUACAAUUACUAUUUAUUUAUGGAACGGUCAUUGUUUACAUUACUGUACAGUUUUUAUAAGGCUGCAAUAAAACUUUUUUAUAUAUUGAAUUACAAA